Messenger RNA from Corythoichthys intestinalis (scribbled pipefish), 1763 nucleotides. It is a transcript of the gene idh2, whose product is annotated as isocitrate dehydrogenase (NADP(+)) 2. The transcript is spliced from 11 exons. The coding region runs from base 81 to 1439 and encodes 452 amino acids. Gene Ontology annotation, molecular function: isocitrate dehydrogenase (NADP+) activity; NAD binding; magnesium ion binding. Gene Ontology annotation, cellular component: mitochondrion. The record is from RefSeq and is a predicted model, not a curated record. NCBI's taxonomy places the organism in Eukaryota, Metazoa, Chordata, Actinopteri, Syngnathiformes, Syngnathidae. Gene Ontology annotation, biological process: NADP+ metabolic process; isocitrate metabolic process.
GGUGCGGCUCUCUUCGCCUUCCUUCCUCUCUGCUCUGUCUCGUCGAGAAUCAGCCGCCAAGUGAUCCGGGCCGGGGAGACAUGGCUGGAUAUCUGAAAGUCCUCAGCACAGUGUCGAGGUCUGCCGCCGCAGCCUUUUCCAGAAGCCCCGCGGUGCUCGCCCCGGCCGCUCAGUGUCAGACUUUUCAACAACGAAACUAUGCCGACAAACGCAUCAAAGUGGCCCAGCCUGUGGUGGAAAUGGACGGAGAUGAGAUGACCAGGAUCAUCUGGGAGUUCAUCAAGGAGAAGCUCAUCCUGACCAACGUCGAUGUUGAGCUAAAGUAUUACGACCUUGGGCUGCCAUACAGAGACCAGACUGAUGAUCAGGUGACCAUCGACUCGGCUCUGGCCACGAAGAAGUACAGCGUGGCAGUUAAAUGUGCCACCAUCACACCCGACGAAGCCAGAGUGGAAGAGUUUAGCCUGAAGAAGAUGUGGAAGAGCCCCAAUGGUACCAUCAGAAACAUCCUGGGGGGCACAGUCUUCCGGGAGCCAAUCAUCUGCAAGAACAUUCCCAGGCUUGUUCCCGGCUGGACGCAGCCAAUCACCAUUGGCAGACAUGCUUUCGGUGAUCAGUACAGAGCAACUGACUUUGUUGUGGACACGCCUGGCAAGUUCAAGAUCAUCUUUUCACCUGCCGAUGGCAGCGCGGGCAAGGAAUGGGAAGUGUACGACUUCCCUGCAGGUGGCUGCGGAAUGGGCAUGUACAACACAGACGAAUCCAUAACGGGCUUUGCACACAGUUGCUUCCAGUAUGCCAUUAACAAGAAGUGGCCGCUUUACAUGAGCACAAAGAACACCAUUCUUAAAGCUUAUGAUGGCAGAUUUAAAGACAUCUUUGAGGACAUCUUUCAAAAGCACUACAAGCCCGAAUUUGACAAACUGAAGAUCUGGUACGAGCACAGGCUUAUCGACGACAUGGUCGCUCAAGUACUGAAGUCUUCCGGAGCCUUUGUGUGGGCGUGCAAGAACUACGACGGUGAUGUUCAGUCUGACAUCCUCGCACAAGGUUUUGGUUCUCUUGGACUAAUGACAUCCGUGCUGGUCUGUCCUGAUGGCAAGACUAUUGAGGCGGAGGCUGCCCACGGCACUGUGACCAGGCACUAUCGCGAGCACCAGAAGGGAAGGCCGACUAGCACGAACCCCAUUGCUAGCAUCUUCGCCUGGACCAGAGGCCUGGAGCACCGUGGAAAACUUGACGGAAAUCCCGACCUUAUCAAGUUCUCCCAGACUCUGGAGCAUGUAUGCGUAGAGACAGUAGAGAGCGGCACUAUGACAAAGGAUCUCGCUGGCUGCAUCCAUGGGCUGUCGAACGUCAAGCUGAAUGAGCACUAUGUCAAUACCACGGACUUCCUUGACGCCAUCAAGACAAAUUUGGAUAAAGCCCUGGGCAAAUGAAGGACUUGAAGAUGGACUAUAGUUAACAAGGAGAUGGCGUUGUCACUCUUCUGUUUUUGUACCUCAUUUUUAACUUAAAGGUCAAUCAGUUCAGACAUUUUCAUCUGAAGGACAAACGUUUGUUAUCUAUAGAAGUAUUUAGUGUUGUGUUAGGGGUUGUUAAACGGUUGAGAGUUGGCCCUUACCACUUAAUUCUUCCCUUAACACCCGUCCAAUGUCUUGCAAGGUUUUAUUUUUGUAAUGUGAAGUACUGUAUUCAAAACUGUGUAAUGCCUGGGGCAACACUGCAGCACAUUUGCCAAUAAACCCUUUGUUUGACCCAUA